Messenger RNA from Rhizopus microsporus ATCC 52813, 492 nucleotides. RefSeq names its product proteasome maturation factor UMP1. The transcript has 5 exons. NCBI's taxonomy places the organism in Eukaryota, Fungi, Mucoromycota, Mucoromycetes, Mucorales, Rhizopodaceae. The record is from RefSeq and is a predicted model, not a curated record. Bases 17 to 439 code for a protein of 140 amino acids. Gene Ontology annotation, biological process: proteasome assembly. Gene Ontology annotation, cellular component: cytoplasm; nucleus.
CUAAUAAUAAACAGAAAUGUCACUUCGUAUUGCUCCCGAUACAUACCAUGCAACUACCAAGAGCACGUUAAACACAACUCAUGCAGAAUAUGGUGGGCAUGAUGCUUUCCGUUUUGGUAUUCGUUCAAUCAAGAAUGAGGUCAUGCCAAAGCAUCCUCUUGAACAUAGAUUAAACAACUGGGAAGAGACACAAUGGGAGUUGAAACUGAACUUGGCACGUCAGGCAUAUGGUAUGCAUGCUCCGAUUAAGCUCAUGAUGGAAAGGAACAUUGUUGAAAAGCGUCAACGUGUACCUGUAAUGCCCUCUUCAAAUCUACACUUGGAUAUUUUGUUAGGCAAAGAUGAGACAAUUGACUAUGAAGACUUCCUUAACGAUCCUAGCUUAUCAACCGACUCUGUGGAUUUGCAUACAUUUAUGGAGCACAGGCUUAAAUUGUAAAUCAAUAAAUAAAAAGGCUUUAUUGCUUUUCAUCUACAGUACACAAGAGCACC